Molecule: messenger RNA, 6856 nt
Organism: Rhipicephalus microplus (southern cattle tick)
Lineage: Eukaryota; Metazoa; Arthropoda; Arachnida; Ixodida; Ixodidae
Gene: Su(dx)
Product: WW domain containing E3 ubiquitin protein ligase suppressor of deltex
Biological process (GO): proteasome-mediated ubiquitin-dependent protein catabolic process; protein ubiquitination
Cellular component (GO): cytoplasm
Molecular function (GO): ubiquitin protein ligase activity; protein binding
Source: RefSeq, a predicted model, not a curated record
AAGGGAAGGGACGCUUCAGGGAGGCCGCGUAGUACCGUUGUGUUUCCGCCUUGAAGCGUAAAAGCUAGUGAGCUGAACAGCUAAGCGUUCAACCUUUCACCUAGGGCCAACGGUGGCGAUCUUGGCGCGCCCGUAGCACCACUUGCGCAUAAUCGGCGCCCAACACUUUCGUAGCUGCUGGCAUUGCGGCCAGAUUAGGCCUAAACGAUGUCAGGAUAAUCUGCUUAGAUUUCUCGAUUUUUCAUCUUUUAGGCCGAAUCGACACGACUGCUUGGACACUUUGCUAUACUGGUCGUGAAUAUUUGGUUAGUUAUCGCACCCAGUGAAGCGCCAGAUGCUGUCUUGUUGCCGUAGUUAUAAAAGUUUCAACGCCUGUCACCACCGCGAUGAGCAGCUGACUCGCACGGUUUUUGCCCCUUUCUAGCUUGCUGGCCAGUAUGAACUACAGCUGUGCUCAAUUCCCUUUGGCAAUACUCCUGCUUUACUGACGGAGUUUAGUCGUAGGUGGAAAUUGGAAAAUGUCAGAAGGCUCCUCAAGUGGGUCUCUUUUUGAACUUAAUGUGACAGUUGUUUCAGCAAAGUUGAAUUCAUCUGGAAUACUGUUCAAACCAGACCCUUAUGUUGAGCUCAGUGUUGAUGGUGGGGUGCCUGUCAAAACAGAGUACAGCAAAAGUACCUGCAAUCCCAAAUGGGAUGAGCAAUUUCCCGUGUUGGUGACUCCAUACUCGAAGCUCCAUUUUCGUGUCUUCAACCACAACUCCCUAAUGAAAGAUGCACUCCUUGGUGAAGGCUGUCUUGAACUCUACCAUGUUUUAGAAAAGGCUGAUGGAAAAUUGGACAAAGUGCCACAACCAUUGGAAUUGAGCUGUGGCAGCAAACCUGGCCGUAGUUACAGCUACUUGUUGACCAUUCUGGAUGGAAUGAAUAUUGACAUGAGCUGGUACCCACCAAAGGAAGGACUGCCCACAGGACACUCUAGAAGAGAAGCAGCACCCAAAAGCUCAUCAUCUGGGUCCAUCCAUCAACAACACAAUGGAUCUGUGUCUGGCCAUAUGACCGUUGUAAAUGACCAAUUGGACCAUGGUAGCCGGCAGUGGAGCACACCUGCUGGAGCACGGAACCGAGGGCGCAAGACCCAUAACAGCAGUGAGGCCCCUGUGACCACAGCUGCGGCAGCACCUUUGUCUUCGUCUGCAGCAGAGGCAGCAGGUAAUGGGCCCACUUCUGACCAGCCAUUACGCCAAAGCACCUUAAGUUCUGCAAGCAGCAGUGGGAACUCCAGGCCAGAGGGAACGUCUCAAGGAGUCCACUUGACCAUGCCCAGCUCUUCAUCGGCAGCAGUGGAGGAGUCGUCCCAGCUAGGUGUAGGCACUGGUAGCCAGGCCUCACCAUGGUCCUCGACCUCUACCAUGGUUAUCCGCAUGGACAAUAGUGGCGGGGAAGCAGGAAGCUGGUUGACUGCUACGGAAACGUUUUCCGAAGGAGCUUCAGGUCAGCAGAGUCGCCAGCGCAGAACCGGUGUUCCUGCCUCGCCCUGUGGUCGUGCAAGCCGCACGACCCCAGCCGCAGGUGCAGCUGCAGGGGCGGGCCCUGCAGGCACUCCACCCGCUGCAGCUUCAGGGGCUUCCACCGAUGAGGAGCAGUUGCCCCCUGGGUGGGAGGUGAGGUACGACCAGUUUAAUCGCAAGUACUAUGUGGACCACAACACACGAAGCACAACAUGGGAACGACCGCAGCCUUUGCCUCCUGGUUGGGAGAUGAGACGUGACAACAGGGGACGGGUGUACUAUGUCGAUCACAAUACAAGGACAACUACAUGGCAAAGGCCAACAGCUGAGAGUGUGCGUAACUAUCAGCAUUGGCAGUCAACACAGGCUCAAGCCAUGCAGCAGUGCCAGCAACGCUUCCUGUACCAUACACCAGUCCAGGUAGAUGAUGAUGAUCCACUGGGGCCUCUGCCUGAAGGGUGGGAAAAAAGAAUUGACCCAAACAAUCGUGUGUACUUUGUGAACCACAAGAACAAAACAACCCAAUGGGAAGACCCACGCACUCAAGGGAAGGAGGAGCCUCUUCCUCCAGGUUGGGAAAUCAAAUAUACAGCAAACCGAGUACGCUACUUUGUGGACCACAAUUCUAAGACAACAACAUUCAAGGACCCUCGUCCAUCUCCAAAGGGAGCCUAUGGAGUGCCAUUAGCUUAUGAACGAAAUUUCAAGUGGAAGCUGACGCAGUUCCGUUACUUGUGCCACUGCAACUCCUUGCCCAGCCACAUCAAGAUAACAGUCUCCCGAGGAAACAUAUUUGAAGAUUCUUUUGGCCAAAUUAUGCGGGUUCCACCGCAUGAACUGCGAAGAAGGCUCUUCAUCACAUUCAAGGGGGAAGAAGGCCUUGAUUAUGGAGGAAUAGCCAGAGAGUGGUUUUUCCUGCUGUCACAUGAGGUCCUCAACCCCAUGUACUGCUUGUUUGAAUAUGCGGGAAAGAACAACUACAGCCUGCAGAUAAACCCUGCAAGCUCUGUGAAUCCUGACCAUCUGCUGUACUUUCGGUUCAUCGGAAGGUUUAUUGCGAUGGCUCUUUUCCACGGGAAAUUUAUAUACAGUGGAUUCACUCUUCCCUUCUAUAAGCGUAUGCUUGGCAAAAAGCUCACCAUGAAGGACAUAGAGUCCAUAGACAAUGAGUUUUAUAAUUCUCUUAUCUGGAUCAAAGAAAACAAUAUUGAAGAGUGUUCACUUGAACUUUACUUCAGUGUUGACUUCGAGGUGCUAGGGCAGAUCCAGUCACAUGAACUGAAGACUGGUGGAGGAGAAAUCAGAGUUACUGAUGAAAACAAAGAUGAGUACCUGAGGUUGAUGACAGAUUGGCGAUUCUCACGGGGCCAGGAAGAGCAGACAAAGUCAUUUUUGGAUGGCUUUAAUGAAGUCCUGCCUUUGGAAUGGCUUCAUUACUUCGAUGAGCGGGAACUUGAGUUAAUGCUCUGUGGAAUGCAAGAAAUAGACAUUGAUGACUGGCAGCGAAACAGCAUCUACCGGCACUACACUCGUAACAGUAAACAGGUUAUUUGGUUCUGGCAGUUUAUCCGAGAUAUGGACAAUGAAAAACGAGCACGUCUACUACAAUUUGUCACAGGCACAUGCCGUGUACCUGUUGGUGGAUUUGCCGAGCUUAUGGGGAGCAAUGGGCCACAGCGUUUCUGCAUUGAGAAAGUGGGCAAAGAGACGUGGCUUCCUCGAAGUCACACGUGUUUCAACCGGCUGGACUUGCCACCCUACAAGAGCUAUGAGCAGUUGGUGGAAAAGCUAACCUAUGCCAUAGAAGAGACUGAAGGCUUUGCUCAGGAAUGAUGCCUUCUCUGCCCCUACACCUGCUCGUGGGGCAGCAAAAAUUUCAAGAGAAGCACUUCGGGACCCUGUCAGGCUGAAAGAGAUAACCUAGAGAAUUUUGAUGAGGAGCUUAGAUGUCUCCAAUGCCAGCUGUCCAGGGUAUUUAGGUUAUGUGCUACCUUCAAGGCAACAAGCUACAUUGCCUGACAAAGUGCAAUGAUUUCUUUUCUUUCUUUCUUUCUUUCUUUAAGAAAAGAGAUGAAAGGUAACUUCAGAUGUGUUUUUGUUGCCUUUGUUCUGCUUGCUAGACAUUGUUUAUGCACUGCUUGUUUUCCGCAUUCAGGCCUAAAAGGUGAAAUUUGUUUGACUUGAAUUCCUGUAUGUUUUGGUACUGUGAUAAGCGACAACACCACACUGGUAUUUGUAGUGGUGCAAUGAUUUUCUCGAGCAGUCAGCUGCUUUUGACCUGUGUCUGCUUUUAUGUUUUAGUCAGCUCUGGCGCCGCCUUACAAUGGCAUCCAGUGUAAUCGAAGUUGGUUCCUUUGUUGAAUGGUCUCUUUUAGUGACAUUUUGCCACUUUAGGGUAGCCUGUGUGAAACUUCUGCAUAGUUGUGGGCGUUUGUAAAGUCGUGGUGUUCAUCAACUUUUAAGGAAUAUAUAUUUAUUUGUUGCAUAUGCUAACUUGCCUAAAGUGAUUACAACUGGUCUGGUAAAGCAUAUGGCUUUUUAUACAUCGGUGCAUGUCAAAUGUAUCUCACAUGAUGAAAAAACAAAAAGUAGUGUGUGCUGGAAUUGAACUAAACUGAUGUUUCCUUGCCGGUGAUCUACUGAGGCAGCAUGUUGGCAUGAAGGGGCUGUUUUCUCAGGUGCAUUAGAGGACCACUGAAUACCGAGUUUUUAGAAAAAAACGAAGCAUUAUAUAUAUAUAUAUGCAUGCCACCAUUAGUCUCUAAAACAAAAACUUUCUCAGGUUCUGAAAAAGCUUGCAAAGUGAAUAUUGUUUUGGUUCCCUCAGUAUCUAUCGUUGUCUGGGUGCAACUGGACUUUUAGCUGGGUAUAUAUUGAAAUAGAGCUGCCUAGCUCUGUACAUAUGUUUUACUAAAUGCACUGAAUCCUGUAUUGGCCCGAAGGAAAUCCCUGUAGGGACUACAACGAAGAUCGUUACAGGAUUGCAUUCAGGUAGCCAGGCUUUCUGGGGAAAAUGUAAAUACCAUGUAAAGAAAAAAAAGUACAGUAGAAGUGAAGGAGGCCUACUUAGGUGCAUUCCUGUUCUGGUGUAGAGUUUAGCCAAUGUUGGCAUCUGUGCUGUGCUCUUCCAGCAGUAGCCUAGUCUGCUGCACAGGUGAAAUUCUUCUUAUUGUAACAAAUUUUUGGAGCUAGUGAUAAUGACCCUGCUGAAAGUGUGCUUUAUGGAAUUUAGUACAGCUUGUGAGUUUUGUUGCUAUGUGAACACUGUUGGUUGAUGUGUGGCAGCAGUCUUCAUCUCCUAAUCUUGCCUGUGCUUUUAAGUCAUUUAUUGUGGUUUCUCCUAGUGUAUUGAAAAAUCUGUUAUUUUUACUUUUCAGUCAGUGUUUUCUGUAGGCUGUGGUUGUGAAGAGGCUUUUUUCUGAAGUGUUGGUCCACUGUAAUGCAUUACUUUGGUUGUAUGUGUAAAUACUUGUUCAAACUCUUUCCCGUUUACAGUGCUGCUCAUCUUGGCAUAUCUGGGUCUUGUGACACUGCUGCAUUGCUCCUUUUCAUUUUAUAAUGAAGAUAUAGAUACUGAGGGCGUACAAGACAGCUGAGAGUACAUAUAUGCCUGUGUUUUUGUCAGCUUGUAGAACCACACCACCUGCAGUAAUGAUCUGCCUGUAAUUAUUGUUUUAGAUAUAGCAUCCUAUAAUGAACCAUUAUUUCCUGAAAGUCAUUGCCAAGAUGUCAGACACCAAGGUUACUUUGUGUAGUAUGUUACUAUGAAAAGAGUAUAUAAAUAUAAAUAUAUAUAUAUAUAUAAUAUACAACAAAGAACUUUGUGAAAUUGGCAAUAUAUCAAGUUUGACUGUACAUACAAAUGAAUUAAACCCAGGUGCAAAGUCAGCUGUUGAUUUUUCAAAUUGUGUUCUUUGCUGUAGACAACAUGACAUUCACAUAUUUCUUUUACUCAAGGCAUACAACUGCAGAAAUGAUAGCAGGGCAUUGCCUGCAGUUGCUGGCCUGCCUCUAUAUUUGUUGUGCCAGUGUACAACUUAGCAACAUUCAUCUACAUUUACAGACAUUACACUUCAAGCAUGGGCAGGUUUUCAGUGGUGCCUACUAAAGUCAUUUCCUUAUAUAAUGUACUAUAAUGUGUAAUUGGUCAUAUCCUGGUGCUGUUACUGCUCUUUGCAGGCAUUCCAUUCCUUGUUAACUCUUAUUGCAAGAAUUUAUUCUUAUGAAAAAGGAUAAUUUUUAAUUUAAACCAGUAAUGUCCAAUGAAAUCUGACCUUAAAAAAUUUAUUGCUUUAUGGGAAAAAUAUCUAUUAAAUAUGUAAAAGCAAAGCAUCACAGUUGCUUCCAAGAAGUAAUAGUGUGUGGGAGUGUAUUUUAGUGUAACAAUAUUUACAAUUUCGAUGGAGCAGUGAACAGCGACACGUGUUUGCCUGCCAUGUCUACAACUUAGGCAUGCUUCAGCAAUAUAUAUCUGCAAUGCCCCCAUGGAUGACACGAUGGAGCCAGAUGUCGGACUUGUGAUGCCUAUUGAAGGCUUGCAGGUACUGUGUGGUACCUAGAAGUAAUGCUUUCAUACUAUAUGAUAAACAAUACAGUAGUGUGGCAGGGCACACAUUCAUGGCCAUACAGUUGUGCAUCGGUCUAGCAUGAUAAAAGCAAACUGUCGCAGUCAUAAAGUCUGGUUUAGGCUAGGCCAAGUCUGCCAGAGCUUGAUGGUGAGUUGGGCCUGUUUGUGCAUAGUUUUGAUUGCAGCAAAGAACUAAAAUGACAAAAACAGUCCUCCAUCGGAGAUGGUUUUCAAAUUGUAGUCAUACUGGCAUCAUUGAAUGCCGUUUUAUUCUUGCAUUACAAUUCUAUCAAAUGAAAAGAUGUAUUUAACCAAUCAUCUUCCUUGUGCCUUAACUUGCCAUUUGUUUGUCAAAAUGUGCUCGCUGUCAGUUCCUCCAUGAAGUAGCAAAAAGCAGUAUAUGUAAUUUUAUUGAUUUAUGGGGUAUAACAUCACAAAACCACAAAAACAGUAUCAGUCAAUGCAUUGAUCUUGCUCCGGCACCACCUAAAUCUAUCUGCUUCUAACUUACUUUCUGCACUGCCUCCGUGAUCGGCCCACCUUUGACCAAGUUGCGACGAUGUCGUGAUGAUGUCAUCGUGACGUAACAAAUUUUGGCAACGUCAUGUCUUGACAUGGUGAUGCCAUUGCGUGAUUUUUUUAAUCACUCAUGUUGACGCCACCGACGCGGGUUGCUGGUCAACUUACACGUUUGAUGAGGAAUUUAAGGUUUUUGUCUUAAUUGUGAAGUGUAUAAUUGUACUAUUACUGACCACUUCUUCAAAUAAAACUUCCUAUUACU